This is a messenger RNA of Coccomyxa subellipsoidea C-169, 474 nucleotides long. RefSeq lists its product as hypothetical. Lineage: Eukaryota; Viridiplantae; Chlorophyta; Trebouxiophyceae; Coccomyxaceae. The record is from RefSeq and is a predicted model, not a curated record. The transcript is spliced from 3 exons. Bases 1 to 474 code for a protein of 157 amino acids.
AUGCCUGAAGACACUCUCGAGACAGGGCUAUCCUCGCUGGGGGGUCACAGUCCACAGGCAGCACGUGAACCUGUGUGGAAGAAGGCGGUCAGGACACUCGCGGUCUACGUGGCAUCCCUGGUGACCCUUUUGGUCCUUGACAUCGUCUGGAUGAAGGGCAUUGCCCCUGCUCUGGGGGUGGAUUAUUUCGCUGUCAUUCAGGCAGUCCAAGGGAGUGAUGCCGCGGGACGGCCUAUUGGCCUCAUAGCCUACUUGAUAAUGGGCUACGCAGCUACUUUCCUGGCGUACAAUUGGGCAGAAUCCAUGCGCCUGGGCUUUGCCAUAUAUGGCAUCUUUGACUUCACUUCCACCUACAUGUACCACGGAUGGACCAUCAAGGUGGCCGUGCUAGAUACACUCUGGGGGACCAUCCUUUUCGCGCUGACGGGGCUGGUUCUGCAGCUUCUUCGACCUCGCCUGCACAGAAUCCUUUGA